AUGUUCGAAAAUGUAAUGACACUUGUAUAUUAUCAUCAACAUAACAAGACAUCUACGUCAAAGGAAUGUUGUUUUGUAUUAAUCGUUAUUGUAUUGUCUGUUUCAGUCGCUACGAUCCCCGAACCUGAGUUCGUCGAUCCAAUCGGAAAUAUUACAGUGUCAGCAGGACGUAAUGUUAAGUUAGCCUGCAGUGUCAAGGAUUUGGGACAGUUUAAGGUGGCCUGGAUGCUUUUCGACAAGGGCGCUAUCCUGACGGUACAACAUCACGUUAUUACCAGGAACCCGAGGAUAUCGGUGUCGCACGAUAAGCACAGGACCUGGUUCCUACAUAUCAAAGAGGUGCAAGAGGAAGACAAGGGGAAGUACAUGUGCCAGAUUAACACCGCGACCGCGAAAACCCAGUAUGGCUAUCUGCACGUCCUAGUGCCUCCGAAUAUAGAGGACUACCAGACCUCGUCGGAUGCUGUUGUGCGGGAAAAUUCGAAUGUCACUUUAACAUGCAAAGCGACCGGAAGUCCGAAGCCAAACAUAAGCUGGAAGAGGGACGAUGGUUUAAAGAUCAACAUUAACAAGACAGUGUCAGUGAUGGAAUGGAAAGGCGAGACGCUGGAAAUUGCACGUAUUUCAAGAGUAGAUAUGGGUGCAUAUUUGUGCAUCGCAUCAAAUGGCGUGCCACCGACCGUCAGCAAGCAGAUCAAAGUCUCCGUUGACUUCCCCCCGAUGCUGUCGAUCCCGCACCAAUUGAUCGGCGCGCCCCUCGGCUACCCGGUCACGUUGGAAUGCCACACCGAGGCUCAUCCAAUUUCUUUGAAUUACUGGACCAGGGAUGACGGCUUGAUGAUACGCGAGUCCAACAAAUACAAUGUCACCGCGACGCCCGAGAUACCUUUCUACAAGACCCACAUGGUUCUAGUCAUAAACGAUAUGCAGGAGGAGGAUUACUGUAGCUACAAGUGCACCGCGAAAAAUUCACGUGGAGAAACCGACGGCACCAUUCGCGUGUACAAGUCCCCGCCGCCAAGCACCAGCCCCAGUCCGUCCACCACGGAGUUGCCGAAGAAAGAUUGGGAGCUGAUGGCCGAAAUAAAUAAUUCCGUUUACGGAAAUCCGAGCUCACUGACGAUUCACAAUGAAAAAAGCGUGAAAACUGGUAAUAAAUUCCAGUCGAACCUCAGCGAGAUCGGCAAGUCGGAGCAAAAAUCGAGCGACCCAGAUAGGAAAAGGAAUUACAAUUGGCCCCCAGACAGCGAUUCAUCCGCAGCCAUCACGGCAUCAGGAGUGCUGUUAAUGAUCGCACUGAUCGUGGUGUCGAUCGUACGAUAAACGGAGCCGAGAACGGACGGCAUCGACGUCCGUACACCUGUAAUUCACGGACUCGAUUCAAACCGAACGGAGAUACUAAAAUGACGUUUAGAACUCGAAUAACCGGGGCACCGCAACCACACGCUCACAACAGGAGAAAGUACACAUGCCCCCCCCCU
Messenger RNA from Dufourea novaeangliae, 1481 nucleotides. RefSeq names its product lachesin-like. Gene Ontology annotation, cellular component: neuron projection. NCBI's taxonomy places the organism in Eukaryota, Metazoa, Arthropoda, Insecta, Hymenoptera, Halictidae. The record is from RefSeq and is a predicted model, not a curated record. Bases 1 to 1323 code for a protein of 440 amino acids. The transcript has 11 exons.